Messenger RNA from Centruroides sculpturatus (bark scorpion), 5082 nucleotides. Its product is annotated as GTP-binding protein RAD-like. The transcript is spliced from 4 exons. Gene Ontology annotation, cellular component: plasma membrane. Gene Ontology annotation, molecular function: GTP binding; calcium channel regulator activity; GTPase activity. Bases 69 to 1424 code for a protein of 451 amino acids. Lineage: Eukaryota; Metazoa; Arthropoda; Arachnida; Scorpiones; Buthidae. The record is from RefSeq and is a predicted model, not a curated record.
UACUCCUCCGCGCGCUCCUUCCAAGGCGAUGAGAAGAGGAGAGAAGAAGAGGUCCCGCUGACCCCGACAUGUCCAAGUCGCCGCAAUACAACCACCGACACAGAUCGGCCUCCAUCCCGGUCACUCCCGAGACCAACUGUAAGCCCUUCAACGCUCGAUCGCGGCUCCCCAACGGAGGUUACCUGUCUCUACCCAAGACCUACCCACCUUUAGAAACCGUGCCCAGGUGCGCCCCCGAACAGAUGCCGACGGAAGCGCACCCCAACCAAUUCAAACCGAGAAACGGAGAGGCCGAAGAUCUGUCCAGAAGAUUCUCCGAAAACCUGACGGUGGAGGGUUCCAGUAGGAGGAGAAGGGGCCCGGUGGGUAGCCCUCGUCACUGCCGAUCUCUGUCCUUCAGAGCCAUGAAGCGCCCCACUCAGCAACAGGUUCAAGACGACUUCCGGCCGCGCGUGUCCACCAUGCCUUCCGACACCACUUCUUAUCUCAGGCGCCGCAGAAGGGCCUUCGACUGUGCGCGAGAGUGCCAAACCAGACCCGCGGGCCUGUCCUUAGAUUUGGAGUUCGACGAACCGGUAGAAGACGAGUAUUACCUUCUGCGAAGCUUCAGCAUCACUUCCAAAGGCAUCGUCAAUCGAGGCGAUCUGGUCAGACAGAGAAGCAGAAGUAAUAACAGCGUUGCCUCCACCGCCUCCAGUUUGACCGGAGGAGCGUCUAGCGCCACUUCUUGCUCUUCCGGGCGCCAAAGUAAUCAUAACUGUAAAGUACUAAUACUGGGCAAAUGCGAAGUGGGCAAGACGUCGUUGAUGACUCAGUUUAUGACCUCCGAGUACAUGAACGCUUACGACGCGCCGCAAGAAGAUGCUGAAACCACAGAGAAGUGUGUUUCGGUCUUGCUAGACGGAGAAGAAUACGAACUGACCAUCGUCGACAUGGACGUCUUUGACGAUAUUUCCCUCCAGAUGCCGGAAAUUACGUCGACGGAAGUGGACGCAUACGUCGUAGUAUAUUCCGUGACAGACAGACCAAGCUUCGAAAAGGCUGUGGAUGUUCUCUUCGCAUUGAGAGAGUUGGGCUAUACAAUUAGUAAGGCUGUCAUUUUGGUAGGAAACAAAUGCGAUCUGGCUCGAUCCAGAAUCAUCACAACAGAAGAAGGAAAAGCGGUGGCAUGUUCGUACGAAUGCAAGUUCAUCGAGACUUCAGCGGGGAUCGAUCACAACGUGGACGAAUUAUUGGUGGGAUUGGUCUCGCAGAUUCGCCUGAAAGCGCUGCAGAAGCAAGAGAUGUUGGAUUUUCCUUCGUUCCGUAAACGCAGAAGCAAGGGCUCCUUCGGAUCCGGAAAUCGAGCCAGAGGACUCAUCAGCAGAUUAUUGGGAAAAGAAAACUAUAAGUCGAAAUCGUGCGACAACUUACACGUUUUAUAAAAACAACAAUUAUCACAAAAGUUCCACGGUAUUAGUUCUUUUCGGAAUUUUCCUAAAUGAAAUCGAGUCGUAAAGUAUACCGUCAUCUUAGACGAAACUAAAUCUUAGAUCAUUUCUAGUUCCCAUUGACUCCCGUAAAAUAAUCGAUAAAUUAGAGAAUUUAGAAACCACCCCGUAGCAGUUUUCCAAAAUAACAUCUUUCUUCCUCUGCGUAAAGUUACAAAACUUUACGUAGGAUCAGCAUUUUUCAAUUAUAUAAAUGGAAAGCCGUCGAAAUUUUCAUUGCCACCCAAGAGAAGAAAGAUUUCGAUGACGCGAUUAUCUCGAAAACGAUCGAUUUUCAACUGUUUACAUUGGCAACGGUAAGAAUCAUUCCACAAAUCAGUUAUCACGAAGCAUUCAUCUUUCAUUCACCUUCAUAUUGCUUUUGCAAAUCUGGAAAUUAUGUUUUUAUCGUCCGUUAAUUGAGCCGUAAUCGGCUUAGUGCGACAGAAAAACUUGUUUACGAUAUUUUAUAAAGCGGCAAAACACGUGAAGGACGAUCGAGUCGAAUCGGCCUAAUAUUUGUGCAGAAAAAUUUUCCAAGGUAAACUGAUAAAAUAUAGUUCGAUGAGCAAUUAAUUAUUUAAUAUACUUUUAAGAUUAAUGAAUUCAGAACGACUUUAGUUUGACUUCCUCCUCUGCUCCUUACAGCCACCGAAUACAUAAUUAAUCGUUUGCAUCCUUUUGACAUAUAUAUUAGGCGAGUUUUUUCUCCGUGUUUUAUUGGAGAUAAAAUCUCCAGAUGCUUUUUCUUUAAAAAUUUUAAAAAGAAAAAAACUAUUACAUUUAACAGCAAAAUUUACUAUUGCAGUAAACUUUAGAUUUACAAAAGCGCCGUAUCGCAGACACCCCGUUGCUACGAAUAAACAUCUCUUAAGUCAAAGUAAAAAAAAAAAUAAGGGUUGUAAAUCUAUCAAUAAUGCCACGAUAGACCGAUUUUGUUUGAAAUUCAUACGCAAGAUAAUUUACAAUGUUAAUAAACUGCUUUUAUACGCACCAAUAAGGAAGAUCGAAAUACAACGAGAAGAAUCGUCCUCUUGGCAAAAAUGUUUCUAAGUGACGGCAAAGACUCCGUCCGAGCGAAUCGUAAAAAAAUUACGACUAAAUAAUUACUAUUUAAAAUUAAAAAAUAAAAUGUUUUACUCGCUUAGGCGUAAACUAAUUUGGCAUAAUUAAUUAAUCUAUCGAAAAAGUCUUAUUAUGUGAAAGUACGUUAUUGCAAUAAAAAUGACUAAUAAUACAUAAGCUUAAAAAAUAUUGAAACAAAAAAUGAAAUGUUUUUCUUAUAAAAUACUAAUAAUAAAUAUCAGAAUUUUUAACGGAAACGUUUGUUUACUCGUAUUAAAAAUGGAAAAAUAUUUUUGCCAAAACGACGUUACGAGACAACCAGUCAGCAUUUCCGAUAAUCCGAUCAUUUUCGAAUUAUCCGUUUUCUAUCAAUCGCGGAAUAGGAAUUGUUUUUCGUCGAUUGUUCCUAAAAGCCUUAGAUUGCGCUAGUGAAGUUUUCGAUUGAAACGAUUCCUUUAAAUUAGAUACACCUAGGUUAUAAACAGGCAUACACAGACGUAUAUACAGUAUAUUAGCCUAGCUAUCGCAUCCAAAUAUAUAGCCUAAUGUGAAUUAAUACAGGCGUAGUUCAUUGUUCCCAGAACGACAAACAAAUAAUGCUUUUAAAAUUCAGAAAGAUUAAGUAACGACAUUACAUUCGUAUUGUAAAACUUUUCCAGAUACGGAACUUUGCAGCAGAAAAUUCAACGUUAAUUGUACUGUACCACCGUACAAUAUUUCCUUACACGUUACUCUACUCGGCUCGUAUUGUUCGAUGUUAAAUUCUUACAUUUAAAUUUAGACAUCUAGAGAAACAAGGUGCUAUCUCUUUCUUAUAUAUCCUGUAUGGAAAUAAGACCGAGGCUAAAAGUCAUUUGUAUCGAUUUCGUAAAAUAUGAACUGUAGUUCUAGUCUUCAAGAUAUUAAUAGUAUGGGCAUUAUGGUUUCGAAAAUAUUUUCCGCUUCAAUUUCGACUUUAGAAUUUCCUAGUAGUUUCUAUGCAAAAACUCCAAUCUAUUAUUGGAAGUUUAGGCGACAGCUUAUCUGAAGAACAAUUUGAAAAUUAAUAAUACAGUACAUUUCGCAUAAUAGUUGCGUACGAUGGUAAAUUAUAUUUUCGAUUCCUAAUUUUGCGUUAUUUUCCUUAAAGGAGAUGAAUACUAAUAGGAAACAAGAUUCAAUAAAAAAUGAGAUUUUUAGUAAAGUGAAAGAAUCCGGAAGCAUUAAGGAAUUCGUAAGCGGAUGAUUCUCCAACUCCGCUUAGAAAUAACAUUUGCAACACACAAUGUGACACAGCUACACGGAAUAUUCUAUAAAAUGGGGAUUUAAUCUACUUUUUGACUUUUCACGCCCACUCUCGAUAAAAUUUCGAGAAAAUCGAAAACUUAGUUUCUUUCCGAUCCAGAAUGUACACAAGACGUAAUCGAUACUUACAAAAACAUUUCAGGAUUUUCUUCCAUUCGUUUCGUCACCAAAAUAAUUUCCAACAUUUACAAAUAUUUCAAAUAAAAAUGUUAUACUUUUUUGAUAGGAACGUAACGACUUUAAAAAAAAAUACAGAUUAGAACUCUCUCGAUAUAAUCGAGUAAAAACUUUAUUUUAAUAAUAGAAUAAAUUGUUAUAUUUACAAUUUCCACAAAACAGUGGAAAUUACAAAGUUUUAUUUGUAAAUUUUCCAAUUAAUAUCUUCUUAUUCUAUUAAAACAGUUUGUAACAAUGAAUUUCUGUAUUCGAAACAUUGGAAGAAGAUCUCAAAUUUGGCAUCUAGACCCAUAUACGACGUUUUAUAUUUCAUUAAUUUUCCGAGCCAAAUUUCAUUGGAUUGAGAACUCUGUUUCUUCCAGUGUCCAUUCGAGUAAUGUAAAAUUAUAACCCAACGAUUUCUGUAUCGAACAUAACAAAAUUAAAGAUUUACAACUUUUUCAUUGAGUGAAAUUAAACACUGCAUUAAAGUUUGCGCAAAUACAGAUAUAGGAAAAGUUUAUAAUUUCAGUCCAUAAAUUUCUCAAUUAGAAAUCUUAAGUCAGAAUAGCUGAACCUAUUUCUUUUUCCGCAGAGCAUGACGAAAGUUCCGAAUUAUCCUGGUGUAAAAAUACGUAGCACUUUUGUUGGUCGUGGAUCCGGAAUCGAAUCCAGACCGGAUCCUCCGAUUUUCAUAAUUUCCAGCCGGACGUCUCUUCAUCAUCCAGUUAAGUACGAUCGGCAUUGUCACGACUCCCACUGUUCAUUUACAUACCUCAUUACAUUAAAUACAACUUUUCCACUGCGACAUUCAAUUAAUCUUCGCACUCGAUAUUUGAAUCGGUAUUUUCCCUCGCGACUAACGUUCUUAAAUGUACGAAAUGGAGAAAAGAAAUCGGUUGAUGCCGGUCGAUAUAUUAUACAUAUUAUAUGUUAACAUAUAUUAAUAAAUGUAUAUUUUUCUUAUCUCAAAUCUUCUCAUCCGAAAAAUGUUAAUAAUUUGAGAUUUAUUAUAAUUUUAUUAACGCUUUCGACUUUAUUGGACUACUUGAAUUAAAAGAAAAAAAAAUACGAUGCUAAAAGAAGGUGCUAUCGAGUUAGUAUAACU